This is a messenger RNA of Hyla sarda, 8388 nucleotides long. It is a transcript of the gene DIDO1, whose product is annotated as death inducer-obliterator 1. The record is from RefSeq and is a predicted model, not a curated record. The transcript has 18 exons. Bases 423 to 7274 code for a protein of 2283 amino acids. Lineage: Eukaryota; Metazoa; Chordata; Amphibia; Anura; Hylidae. Gene Ontology annotation, cellular component: nucleus. Gene Ontology annotation, biological process: apoptotic signaling pathway; DNA-templated transcription.
UUUCCCAGCAGCCCUCACAUGCACAGGCACACGAAAGCGUUGUUGCGCAUGCGCAGUGCAGUCACCAGCAGGGGGAGUCCGUCAGCACUUCCUCUAGCAGCCCGUGCUGUGUAGAUGCAGAGACCCCGCAGUUUAAGCAGCUAAUGGAGGCGGCGGCCGGUGUCGUCGUGUGAGGGAUUCCGCUUCGUCAGACUGCUGAGCGCCUCCGCGCUAGUCAGGUCCGGCGCCUGGAAUUGCAUGCUCUGGGCGUCGGGCGAUAGGAAUUCCACAUCACUGAGUUAUGUUGUACAACACCCUUUGUGCGAAGUGUUAACUCUUAAGAGAAAAGCUUACAUGCCAUUACUGUGAUCUUCAGGAUGGAUCAAGGCUAAUGUCUCUAUGAAGUCCAGAGUUGCAGUGUGGCAGCAAAAGUAUCACCUGCAAUGGAGGAAGUGACAAGUUCUCUGUCUUCAGGGACUUUUGAAACUGAACUCAACCUUGAAAUCAUGGAGAGCAGUUCUCCUGCCUCCUUUUCUGAUGACAAGGAACAGAUUAGUGAAGAUGUGCUCAGAUCUGUGAACCCAACAAGCAAAGAGUUCAAGAAAACUUGGGGAUUUCGUAAAACAACAAUUGCCAAACGUGAAAUAAUCAGUGACACAGAUAUGGAGACUUCUGACUCCACUCGGCAACAAACUCCUUCUCUGCGACGCAGUGGGCGCCAACCAAAGCCUACAGAGAGGGUGGAAGAGUUCCUUACAACGGUCCGAAGAAAUAGAGGGAGGAAAAUCAACAAUGUGGAAGAGUCUGGUGAGAGGUCGUGUCCAAUAACUGAUGCUGAAACUACAUCAGAGGGGAGUAUAGAGAGCACUCCUGAAAUAAAGCACGAUUCCAAGGUGAAAGUAGUAUCUUCUAAGGUUCAGGUUAAAGAGGAGGAUGACAGUUCUGAUGACAGUGAUGGAAUAACUCUUAAAGAGCUUCAGAACAAAUUAAGAAGCCAACGUAUUAACAACUCUGAGGCUGAAACUGUUAAUGUGCAUGCCAUGAGCACUGCAAAUACAAACACUUCGGAGUCCACUGUCCGCACUAGAAGUGCAAACCGUGCUGCCCUGCUUCAGCAGCACACUCAGGCAACCCCCAUAAAACAGGAACCCCAUUGCCCAGACAACCUACAAGAUCAGAAACUGGAAAAAAGUGUUUCGCCCAAGAAAAGACCUGAAGCCGAGAUCUAUGACCCAAAUGCGCUAUACUGUAUAUGCCGUCAACCGCACAACAACAGAUUCAUGAUUUGCUGUGACAGAUGUGAAGAGUGGUUUCACGGAGAUUGCGUUGGAAUCUCUGAAGGCCGUGGUCGACUUCUGGAGAAGGAUGGGGAGGAUUAUAUUUGUCCCAACUGCACCAUUUUGCAGGAAGAAAAUGCAACAGAUAAUGAGCAUAAAGAUACAGCUACUCAAAAAGCUUCUGAAGUUACUAGUGUGGGGACUAUGGAUCACUGUGCACCCAGUCAAGGUAUCAAAGGCAGAAUUGAGAAGGCUGCAAACCCCAGUGGAAAAAAGAAGUUGAAGAUUUUUCAUCCUGUGGUGGUUCCAGAGUCUGUUGUGCAACCUCAAGAAGUGUCUGAAACUGCAAAAAUUUCCCAUGAAGCUACUUCUAGUACAGAGAUGUUGGACUCUCCAGAUGUAGCCAGGUGCAUUGGCCCAGGUUGUGCAAGCAAUGCCCUUCCUGACUCUGUGUAUUGCAGUCAUGAUUGUAUAUUGAAGCACGCUGCAGCCACAAUGAAAUCCCUCAGCUCAGGUAAAGAAGGCAAGCCUAAGGAGAAGGUGAAGGUAAAAUCAGAGAAGAAGCAGACAGUCAAGACCCAGACUACUCCUUCAAACCCUCCAGUUAUACAGAAAUCUGCAGCUCCUGAGAAGACAGAUGCUGUAAUGAAGAAAGUCCUAGUGAUGAUACCAAGAAUAGAAGCUGAAGUUAGCAACGAGUUGAAAAUGGAAACGGGUAGCACACCUUCCUGGGAGAGCGACCAUAAUUAUAUUGCAGUAAAGCCAGAAAAGACUGCUGCCAUUUCAUCUACACAAUUUUACAAAUCGGAAGAAAAAGUUGAAGAACCAGCAAAGAAAGUGGAGACUCCAGCACCACCUGCUAGAAAGCCACCUCUUUCCCCUACAUCCUUGGCAAUGAAGCCGAUCUCUGCUCUACCAAGAAUUCCAAUGUUAAAGAAGAUUUCACCACCUUUGGCUCCCAUUAAACAGGCACCAGCUGUAACCAAGAGCAAGACCUUAAUAUCUAUCAAACCCAAACCUAGUUUUAGUCCCAGUUUUUCUGCGAUUAGUAAAUUACCACCAAUCCCCAAGAAGACUCAGCCAUCCUCCUCAGAAGCCACUGUGAAGAAAACCACUUCCAACACUCUACCCAAAAAACCAUCUGCUGCUUCCUUCAAUGCAACUGCCACCUCCAUUCCCAAUGCAAACUCAGCACCAGCAUCAAAUGUAUCCACCAAGCCAACAUCAAACGUCUCAAAACAGGGUCCUAAUGUUCAGAUGCGGCAGAACAUUCGGAGAUCGCUGAGGGAUAUUCUCUGUAAAAGGAUGAAUGAUAGCGAUGACUUGGUGAUGUCAGAGAACGAAGUCUCAAGGAUUGCCGUAGACAUUGAAAAAGAAAUAUUUAAUCUUUUUAAGGAUACGGAUAACCGCUACAAGAGCAAGUACCGAAAUCUGAUGUUCAGCCUGAAAGAUCCAAAAAAUCAGGGACUGUUCCAACGAGUCCUGCGUGAACAAAUUCCAUUGACUAAAUUGGUGCGUCUGAAGCCUGAAGACCUUGUAUCAAAGAAAAUAUCCUCCUGGAAAGAAACUGGGUCUAAAUCUAAUGUGGUUUUGAAGCUCAAGUCUCGAGGGGAAAACAAACUUUCUCCCAGGAAUACAGUCGACAUGGAAGAAUCCCCUCCUAUGUCAGAUACUGAUACGGAGCAGCAAGAAUUAACUCGGGGUCCGGAGAAGAGUACCUCUGUUCUACCCGAUGUAUUUACCAGUAUGCUCAAUGACACCACAAGCCAGCACCGUGCCCAUCUUUUUGAUCUGAACUGUAAAAUAUGUACAGGUCAGAUGUCAGCUGAUGAUGAGCCCUCAAACAGGCGUCCAAAAACCACUUCCUCAACUGUUGUUAAGAAGGCUGAAUUGAAUACAGUACCAGAGAUUGUAGAUGAGCCACCUCCACCCCCUGAUGAAGAACCUGAAACACCUAUGGAUAUUACUGAAGAUGAUAAUGUUCCUGAAACAAACACAGACAAAAUGCCUGUACCCAUUCCUUCCCCCACAUGCCCUGAGCCAGUUUUACCUAAUCCACAGCCCCCCUUCAUCCCUGUCACCACCACAGUCACUGUAUCAGGUAGAGAUCCCCGAAGAGCAAUCAACCGGCCCCCUCCAUCUGCAAUGUCUGCUGCUCCAAAUGAGAGCCCUAAACCUAAUCGAGAUGAGGAACCUCCAGCGCAGCUUCCGCCACCUACCGUCGUCACCACCCCAAAGUCUAUUUUGAUGAAGCCAACAACUUCCGACAUUCGAUAUUUAACAUCACCAAAUGUCAAUUUACCGGAUAUCCGGUCACCUCAAGACGGAGACACGUCUCUUUUCCUCUCACGCCUGAGUCCAAUAUGGAAGGGGUUCAUAAACAUGCAAUCUGUGGCCAAGUUUGUCACAAAGGCAUACCCAGUCUCUGGCUCUAUUGAAUAUCUAAAUGAGGACUUGCCAGACACAAUCCAUAUUGGUGGUAGAAUCUCUCCAAAGACUGUAUGGGAUUAUGUGGGAAAACUUAAGUCAUCUUUGUCAAAGGAACUGUCCUUGAUCCGUUUUCACCCCGCCACAGAAGAGGAAGAGGUGGCAUACAUCUCCCUCUACUCAUACUUCAGCAGCCGUGGUCGUUUUGGGGUCGUCGCCAACAAUAACAGACACAUCAAGGAUCUUUAUCUCAUCCCACUAAGUGCAAAGGACCCAAUUCCAUCAAAACUCUUGCCCUUUGAGGGACCAGGUCUUGAAUCAUCACGUCCAAACUUAAUUCUGGGAUUGGUCAUUUGUCAGAGAAACAAGCGGCCAGCCCCAUCGGAACCUGAUAAAGUGGAAGAAAAGCGAAUUAAAGCUCCGACCCAAGAAGAGAUGGAUAUCUUAAAUUUUUCAAAAACGCCUGUCCCAUCUCAGGUUGAAAAGAAACCCCACAAAUACCAGCCAUACUCAAGUGAUGUCGUUCAAAGUACCACACCACCAGGAUCUCCCCCUCCUGUUGCAGAAUAUGUUGCUAAGGUGGCAACUUCCUCUCUUCCUUUACUAAGUUCAAAGGUUGAAACCAUAGCUGCAGCAAACACCGGCCGCAACUCUCCACCAGCAGCUGAACAAUCUACAUCAACAUCUAAGACUGCCACUCCCCUAGAGCACAUUCUGAAGACACUUUUUGGAAAAGCAUCUGAUAAGAAAGUGGAAACCUCAAGUUCUACUGCUGUUACUUCCAUCACCACCACUACUGUAGAACCUGUGGUGGAGAAGGGGUUUGUGGAUCCCAUUGUGCAGCAGUUUGGUCAGUUGACAAAGGAAAAAGCUUUAGAAGAGGAGGAUAAUGAAAGGCCAUAUGAUCCAGAAGAAGAGUAUGAUCCAGAAAAAGCAUUUGAUACUUCAGUAGUUGAUGAAAAUAAUGAAAUGCCCUACGAACCAGAGCAGCCUUGUGAAAACUUGUAUGAUGAUGAGGCCUAUGACCCAGAGGAUGAAACAAUCUUAGAAGAAGCUAAAGUUCCAGUAGACGAUUUGCCCAAUAGUAUGAAUGUUGCAAGUAAACUCAAGCCUGGGGAAGUAGAUGCAGAGUUUUUAAGCAAUGUUCCUGAUUCUUCCACACUGUUUGAACAACAACAAAUGUUGGAGGAACUUAACAAACAGAUAGAGGAGCAAAAAAGACAACUUGAAGAACAGGAAGAAGCUCUUAGGCAGCAAAGAGCAGCUGUCGGGGUGUCUAUGGCUCAUUUUUCAGUCUCUGAUGCAUUGAUGUCACCUCCUCCAAAAUCUUCUAUAGCAAAGAAUGAAUUUUUCCAGCGGGAGCCAAGUACAAUUAAGCCUACCAUGACUGGGCCUCCAGAACAGCUUCUUAGUACUAUCAGAGAUCCUAGGCAAGCCAGGGAUCCUCGACAAGCAUCAGCAAAAAAAAUGCAUUCAGAAACUGGAGAUGUUAUCAGCAAACACCUGUCAUGUGAGAGAGAACUUGAACCUUUAUCUGAACACAAUAUGUCUAUCCCUGUAGUAAACUCGUUUUCCAACUUGAAGGAAGAGGUAAAGCCUUUACUUAGUGUGGAUAUCACUAUGCAGACCAAUGAAAUAAUCCCUGAUAAAGUUGAGAAAGACCUGGAGCGAGAGGAUGAACCUUGGAAUACUGUAAAGGAUGCAGAUACUAUGCCUGAAAGUUCACUAGUUAUACCUAAACCCCCACGCAAAGUUCUUUUACCAACACCUGAAGGCAUUCCACCACUACUUCAGACCGCCCCAUUUACGAGAAGUUGUCCUUCAGCACAGGAGCCAACAUGGGCUAUAAAGUCCCAGAAUUUUGACAGCCAUAUUCAUUCUCAAGGAAAUUUGCCUGAUAACUUUGAUCCUCCAAGGGAAAUAAUGUUUGCACAGAAUAAUAGCCAACCAGCCUCUUUUCGAGAGGAGGGGGAUAAUAGGCAUCUUGUUGUGAACAAUUCAUUAUUGGGGACACUACAACAUGAUAUCCCAUCACAGUUUGGUGAACAAAGACCACUGUCUUUGUCCAAUGCAGGAUUAAGACCACCCCCCAUGUUUUCUGAUGACAACUUUCCAGCUAAUUUAGAAAGAUAUGGUGGCCUUCAGACUGAAAAAAACCUUGAGCAAAAAGGACUUGGGUCUGUUAUGCCUGAACACUUUGGUCAUCAACCUUCUCAUUUAUUUAGAGACAGAAUACCUCAUAAUACUUUUCCCAUUCAAAAGGGUCAUUCCCCUCCUAGUUUUGACAGACCAAACAGUCCACAUUUAGAAUUAGAAGAUUCUCGUUUUGGUGGUACAGGUGAUGCACCUCUAAGGUUUGAUAAUCCAGCUACAUAUGAUGGGCCUCUAAGAUUUGAUGGCCCUAGAGCACCUGUACCAGCGCCAUUUACAGAAGGACUAUUGCAACCUUUUGAUGGUCCACCUAGAAGUGCACAGAUUCAGUCAACAUUUGGAGGGCCUAGAGGAGGCCCUACAUCCUCACAGUUUCCUCCACGAGGACAGUAUCCAAAUGAAUUUGAAGAGUUACGGGGCUCUGGUAACUAUCCUGGACCUAGGGUCCCUUCACCUCAUCUGUUGGACAACCCCAAUAACAACUCCCCAACAUUAUUUCCUAAUCAGAGAGUUUCUGUUUCUGGCCCAUAUAGUGGACAGCGGGGUCCAGCAGUUACUAGAUUUUCAGAGCAGCCUCAACAAAUGAGACCUCGUCCUCUGCUUGAGCUUCCAACUCUAAUGCCUCCAUCCAGAAGUGAAAACUGGACCAAGCCAGGCCCAGAUUCCCAUCAGGAUUUUACAGAACAUAGGCAAGAUCCAGAUCACUGGACAUCUAACCACUUCAGACACAAUAAAGACACACGUAGUCAAGGUUUUGAGGGAAGACCUCGAAAUUUGGAGGGACCUAAUGAACCAGAACAAUCAGAACAUGCAUCAAGUCAAGGGUUUGAUGAGCGACGAAGAGAAAAUGAUGUACAACGGGACAGAGACCGUGGUAGAAACUGGAAUAGAGAGAGAAAUUUUGAAAGAAAUAGAGAUUUUGAUCAGCCACGAGCAAGAGAGUCAGAUCGAGACUGGGACAGAAACAGAGAUGGAGACAAAGACUUAGAAAAGAGGGAAUGGGACAGAAACAGGGAAAGAGACCGAAACAGAGACCGGGACAGAGGAAGAGAUAGGGUCAGAGAGCGUGAGCGAGACAGAGAGCGAGAUAGAGAUCGAGAUAGAGACAGUGAUAGAGAUAAAGACAGAGAGAGGGAACGGGAGAGGGACAGAGAUCGGGACAGAGAAAGGCAUAGAGACCGUGACAGAGACUUGUAUAGACGAAGAGAUCGUUCCAGGAGUAGGGACAGGAAUAGGUCUCGAAGUAGGGAUCGUGAUAGAGACAGGGACAGAGACCGCGAAAGAGAAAGAGAUCGUGACCGAACAAGAGAGCGAGAUAGAGGACGAGAUCGUACAGUCCGCAGCAAAAGCAACGAGAACAACAAAGACUCUAAAUCUGAGAGGUCAAAAGACUCUUCCAAAAGCACGACAAAUGAGCCAGCGCCUUCAAGUCACACGUGAUGGACUUUUUUUUUUUUUAAAGGGUGAAAAACAAGACUCUUAUGUACAUAUGUAUAUACAUAGAAUUUUAUAUAUAUAUAAAUCCAUAGAACACCCCAAGCAAGAGGGGUGCAAGCUUUUGUGGCUAUAGCUCCUGGAAAAGCCACAUGAUGUCCCUCCUAUCACUAUCUCACCCAGACGUUACACCUUUUUUAUGUGUUCCUCUACUUUUACCCACUUGUUCUGGAAAAUUUGGGUAGUACCUUUCUACUUCCGUUUUUCAGCAGUUUGAUAACACUGUUUUUUGUUAUUUUAAGAAUUUUGUGGCUUGAAGUAACGGAGCCCUGCACUGAAUAUGUGUGUGCAAACCAAUAGUUAACUGUAAAUAAUUACAAAUGAGGUUUAUAGAAUCCUGAAAGAAAACAUCAGGAGAAUUUCUUUGUUGAUACACAAUGGAUUAAUUUGUAAACAAAAAAAAAACUACCACCAAGCUCAGAUAAUUUAAUUCAGAGAUUUGCGCUAUUAAAUACGUGACGGUUCUUUCAUUCUACUCGUAAUGCUGCUAUUUAGAGGAUAAAUUGACUGAUGGGCAAUACCUUUUUUUUUUCCCCCAAAUAGUCAACAAUAGUCCUGGUGGCCAUUUUUCCCCAAUUGCCCAGUUAUUUAGACAGCUUAUAAAAAUAUUACCUUGGAAAGUGGGCAAAGAUAUGCCGAUUUAGAAGGGGUUGUCCAGCAUAUGUCAGUGUUGUGUUGCAUCUCUGCCUUAUUGUAGUAAAUGGGGCUGUGCUGCAAUACUAAUACACUGUUUGUGUACUGUAUGGUGUGGUUUUUGGAAUACAGCAGCCAUUUUUCUUUCAAUCCUGGAUUUUACUCCUAGAUUCCCCUGCACUCUAUUCCCAUACAUGACAUACAGUACAGUCAUGUACCUAUCCCAGAAAGGUAUUCUACUGCGUAUUUAUUGUAUAGACAUUUUGAGUUAAUGAAUGUGGGGAACGUAAUGAGUGCCUGUGUCUGUGUACAUUAGUGUUUUAUAUGGGAGACUAUCACUGUACAUUACAAAUGUAAAUGUUAAUUUUUGUAAGUAGAAUAAAUAUCUACAAUGGUUAAUUUUCACUAAUGGUUUGUACCUUUUCUG